This is a messenger RNA of Aspergillus pseudonomiae, 1851 nucleotides long. Its product is annotated as E1 ubiquitin-activating protein ubaB. The transcript is spliced from 10 exons. Gene Ontology annotation, biological process: protein sumoylation. NCBI's taxonomy places the organism in Eukaryota, Fungi, Ascomycota, Eurotiomycetes, Eurotiales, Aspergillaceae. Bases 1 to 1851 code for a protein of 616 amino acids. The record is from RefSeq and is a predicted model, not a curated record. Gene Ontology annotation, molecular function: SUMO activating enzyme activity. Gene Ontology annotation, cellular component: SUMO activating enzyme complex; cytoplasm.
AUGCCGCGAGACACCUACUCCAAGCGGUCGCUCGGGACCUUGUCCAGACGCUUAAAGGAGUCGCGCGUACUCCUUGUGGGCGCCGGUGGGAUCGGCUGCGAGCUGCUGAAGAACCUCUUGCUCUCUGGCUUUGGCGAAAUCCACAUCAUCGAUCUUGAUACCAUCGACCUGAGCAAUUUGAAUCGUCAGUUCCUCUUUCGCUUUGAACACAUUAAAAAAUCAAAGGCAUUGGUCGCGAAGGAAGUUGCCCAGAAGUUUCAACCAAGCGCAAAGCUCGAAGCCUACCAUGCGAACAUCAAGGACAGCCGUUUCAACGUGGAUUGGUUUGCGAAUUUCGACGUGGUCUUCAAUGCGCUUGACAAUCUGGACGCGCGUCGCCAUGUCAACAGGAUGUGCCUAGCUGCCGAUGUGCCACUGAUCGAAAGCGGAACUACCGGAUUUAACGGUCAGGUUCAGGUCAUCAAGAAGGGCCAAACGGAAUGCUACGAUUGCAACUCAAAGGAAGUCCCCAAGUCAUUCCCCGUGUGCACCAUCCGCAGUACCCCGAGCCAACCUAUUCAUUGUAUUGUCUGGGCGAAAAGCUAUCUUUUCCCGUCUAGCGAGCUUUUUGGGACAAGUGAGGACGAGACGCCAGAAUUGGAUAGUACUGAAGAUGCCAGUAAUGCGGAAGAAAUUGCGAAUCUACGAAAAGAGGCACAGGCUCUCAAAGAAAUCCGCGAAUCAAUGGGCUCCCCCGAAUUCGCUCACAAGGUAUUUACAAAGGUUUUCAAGGAGGACAUAGACCGACUACGCGGUAUGGAGGAUAUGUGGAAGACCCGCAAGGCCCCGGAGCCCCUGGACUUUGAGAAGAUACAGGGAGAUGCUUCGUCAAUUGAGCCUACUAUUUCUAGUAACGAUCAAAAAGUCUGGACUUUGGCCGAGGACUUGGUAGUUUUUAAGGACAGCUUGGAUCGACUGAGCAAACGGCUAAAGACACUGCUAGACACCACAAAUAAUGAUGUCAAGCCCAUCCUGGUGUUUGAUAAGGACGAUGUGGAUACACUAGACUUUGUCACCGCCAGUGCUAACCUGCGAGCAACAAUAUUCGGGAUUGAGCCUAAAUCAAAGUUCGAUACAAAACAAAUGGCUGGUAAUAUUAUACCAGCAAUCGCGACCACAAACGCUAUGACUGCUGGCCUAUGUGUCCUACAGGCAUUCAAGGUCUUGAAGGAUGACUACGCACAUGCCAAAAUGAUCUUUCUCGAACGAUCAGGUGCCCGUGCAAUUAAUUCCGAUUCUUUGAAGCCACCCAACCCCAACUGCCCUGUUUGCUCGGUCGCCCAGGCCAGGGUAAAGAUUAACCCGGAGCAGGCCACAAUCAACGACUUGGUGCAGGAUAUCCUCCGCUCGCAGCUAGGGUAUGGUGAAGAGCUUUCAGUCAGCAACGAGUUGGGCACAAUUUAUGACCCCGACCUUGAAGACAAUUUGACUAAAAAGUUAUCGGAACUGGGUGUGAGCAAUGAAAGCCUCAUCACAAUCAUAGACGAGGAGGACGAGCAACCGCGUGUGAACCUUGAACUAGUUGUCAUGACUGAGAAGCCCGAGUCCUCGGCACCAGAACAAAAGCCGAUCACUUUAGUCAAGGUCCCUGAAAUUCCCCGGAAACCACAGGCACCUACGCCUACCGUUAGCGAGCACGUUAAUGGCACUUCAGAUCCGAACAAGCGCAAGCGUAAUGCCGAGGAAGCCGGCCUUACUAACGGUGAAGACCGUUCAAAGCGCGUGGCUAGUAUCUCUGUCGCUGACGGCGAUGGAUCGAAUCCUAUCGUCUUAGAUGAGACGGAAGGAGGUGCAAUUCUGAUUGACGACUGA